Messenger RNA from Brassica oleracea var. oleracea, 1059 nucleotides. Its product is annotated as protein SAWADEE HOMEODOMAIN HOMOLOG 1. The transcript is spliced from 9 exons. Bases 87 to 857 code for a protein of 256 amino acids. NCBI's taxonomy places the organism in Eukaryota, Viridiplantae, Streptophyta, Magnoliopsida, Brassicales, Brassicaceae. Gene Ontology annotation, molecular function: chromatin binding. The record is from RefSeq and is a predicted model, not a curated record.
CUCUAUAGUCAAAAUAUCAAUUAACACACUGAUUCUAAACACUACUAACAGAGUAGCGAAUCAGCACAUCAACUCGUUCUUCGAUAAUGGAUGCUCCCGAAGAUUCCUCCCACUAUUUCACCGAUUUCACAUUGGCCGAGAUUGUAGACAUGGAGACUCUGUUCAAGGAGCUCGGUGAUCAAUCUCUCCUCAAAGACUUCUGUCAAACUGUUGCCUCCUCUUUUAGUUGCUCAGUGAAUCGGAAGGGAAAAUCAUCAAUAACAUGGAAACAAGUACAGGGUUGGUUUCAGGGGAGGCUAGAGAAGCAAAACCAACCCAAAUUCAAGACUGCGCCAUCUUCCCCUUUGCUGAUUGUUGACUUAUCAAAUCCAGGUGGUGUCAGAGAUGCUGGAAGUCCUGAAACUGUUACCUAUGGUCAAAGAGUGAAAGGUAAGACCUCUGAUGUAUCUGAUCUCGCUUUUGAGGCUAAAUCUGCUAGGGAUGACGCGUGGUAUGACGUGGCAUCGUUCAUGACUUAUAGAUAUCUCCGCACUGGUGAACUGGAAGUGCGUGUCCGAUUUUCCGGGUUCGACAACCAACACGAUGAGUGGGUGAACGUGCAAACGUCAGUGCGGGAGCGGUCUAUUCCUGUAGAACCAUCAGAGUGUGGGAGAGUGAAGGUUGGAGAGUUGCUUCUGUGUUUUCAGGAUAGGGAGGAUGAAGCACUGUACUGUGAUGCUCAUGUUGUGAAUAUCAAGAGAGGGGUUCAUGAUCACAGGAGUUGUAACUGCGUGUUUGUUGUUCGGUACGAGUUUGACGGUACAGAGGAAACGCUGGGACUUGAAAGUAUUUGCCGUCGUCCUGAUUCUGAAGAGUGAAUUUGUUUUGGUCAUGAAUUCUGAAGAGUGAAUUUGUCUAACUAGAUUGCAUAUAACUGAACCAAGCCCAAGGUGCGAAGCAACUAAGUGAUAGUUUCUUUGGUGUGAAUAAUGUGGAAUUAAGACCUAUAAAGUGCAAAAGGGCUUUAGACAAUGUAACCAAACCUAAAUGCUUAAGCAGUAAAGUCCCUUUCUUAUAUGA